Messenger RNA from Maniola jurtina (meadow brown), 5652 nucleotides. Its product is annotated as Down syndrome cell adhesion molecule-like protein Dscam2. The record is from RefSeq and is a predicted model, not a curated record. Gene Ontology annotation, biological process: axon guidance; cell-cell adhesion. The coding region runs from base 214 to 4725 and encodes 1503 amino acids. Gene Ontology annotation, molecular function: protein binding. Gene Ontology annotation, cellular component: plasma membrane; axon. Lineage: Eukaryota; Metazoa; Arthropoda; Insecta; Lepidoptera; Nymphalidae. The transcript is spliced from 36 exons.
GUUGUAGGGGGCGGUAGUGUCGCUCGAUAUACAGUUUGGCGGGAACGAAUAAUUCGAACUCUUGUAUUUUUUUUCUGUAAAAAAUAAAAGAAAACGCUAUUUUAAUAGACUUCAACAUGUGUGACGAUUUUCAAAAAAAAUUCUAGUUUCAAAGUGGCUUAGUUAAAACUUUGAUAUUUAAUUAUUCAUGAGGAUUUACGGAACUCGUCAAAAAUGAACUUCGUUUGGAUAUUCGUGUUAUCAUCUCUCUGGCACACGGUUGUAGCUAUAACCAUCAACUUCAUCGCAUCGAAAACGCAACAAGACCACACUCUUCUCUUCAAACAAUAUUACAGGGAACCCACAUCCUUCCCCGGGGCGGGGAUUAGUGAUAAGAUCCCGGUUGACAAGCGGGAUUAUGGUAUACAUUUUCAGAGUGUAGAGUCUGAAACAUUGCACAAUUCUAGAAAAUCUAGGUCGAACGAACAUAAGAAGACCAGAAGAAAAUAUGAUAUGAACCAGUCAUUUCAGUCCGUUGCAUUUGGUGCAAGAUUCAGAAGAGAUCUAAGUUCCGGAAACGUUAUGAUAACUCAGCAUUUCAAUGACAAAGUCGUAUCACCGGGUGAAGAUAUAAGUCUACAGUGUACAGCAACUUCGGAUCGGCCACCACGGUUUAUUUGGGAGCGAGAUGGGGUAGUUAUUACCUCGAAUACAGACUCCAGGUACAUCCUGGGUCAGAUGAUGUCACCUACGGGGAUCGGAGUAGUAUCACAACUAAACAUAUCCAGAUCUAGAGUGGAAGACGGAGGGUUGUAUGCUUGUGUGGCGUACGAGGGAGAUUCUAAUACGAGACAUGCUGCUAGAAUAGAUGUCUAUGGACCACCUUACAUCAGAACUUUGCCACCAAUAAAAGUUCAAAGCGGUGAUUCCCUGAAACUAAGAUGCCCUUACUAUGGAUUUCCUAUCAGCAAACUAGAAUGGGAGUAUAAAGGCAAGAAAAUCAUCAGUUCACUGCUUCCACAACACACAAGAUACAAACGAACCAAUAUAAAUAGUAAAAAUCGUAAAAAUACGAGAAAAAGACGAAGAAAACGACAAGUUUUAGAAAGUAGUGAAGACGGGGUGCUUAGUAUAGAGAGAGUAUUAAAAGAAGGGAAUGGAGAAAUGUAUACUUGUAUUGUUUUUAGUCCAUCGGGUGAAAUGGCGAGAAGAUCUUUCGAAAUACAAGUAGUAGAAGCGCCAGAGUUAGAUGAACUGCGCGUUGGUUCUGGAUUAAAGGAAGGACAGAUUGUACAAAUUACUUGCAAUAUUAUUAGUGGGGAUCCACCAAUAUUUUUCUCUUGGCUGAAAGAUGGUAUGAAAAUCCCAGCUAGCUUGAAGAUAACCGAAAGGAGUUCAGAACUAUUCAGCGUUUUGAUCAUCAAAAGAGUGUCGCUAGAACAUUGCGGUAGAUAUACAUGUAUAGCCACUAAUCAUGUCGGAAAAGUCAACCAGACCACUGAUUUGUAUAUAAAUGUUGCACCAAAGUGGGUAGAAGAGCCGACGAAUACAUCUCUUCUUCUUGGUCAACGUGGUAUAGUUGACUGUAACGCGAAUGGAUAUCCUACGCCUCAGAUACAUUGGAUGAAAAGAGAUGCUGCCUUAGGAAUCUGGCGACCAAUUCUAGAUUUAGCCGGUGGUGGAGUAUCUAGCUAUCCAAACGGCUCUUUAUCAUUAGAGGUGGUCUCUCUAGCGGACGAGGGGGAAUACGCAUGCCAUGUGGACAAUGGGGUUGGGGAACCAUUGCACAAGAAUCUAUGGAUCAGUGUCAAUAAGCCGGUGCACUUCGAGUCCGUGGGCAUGAACCUGACCACUAAAAUGGGACUACCAAUGACACUUAUUUGUCAACCGCUAGGAGACAACCCUAUACGGAUAAAAUGGAGCUUAGAUGGAAAACCAGUGGAAUUCACAUCUUCAAGGAUCACAAUAUCAGAGACGGUAAACUCAAACGGUAUGAAAAGCACUAUCAAUAUAAAUUACGUGGAAGGGAGAGACGGCGGAACCUACGAGUGUAGAGCGAGCAAUCCUUAUGGUGUUGCUACGUUUAAUAUACGUUUAAAUAUAUUGGAACCUCCAACCCCUCCAAUGGACCUCCAAGUGGAUUCAGUAACCAGUUCGUCAGCGAAAUUGUCCUGGAGAGACACAAUUAUAUCACACGUUCAAUACUACAGCCUUCAAUACUCCUCCAACCAUUAUACUAUGUGGGACUCGGCUAAAACUAUUAACAUAACUAGACAAGAAAGUGACAUUCGUCAAAGCAUCGAGCUUCGCGACCUGCAGCCAGCAGUGGACUAUCGUGUGCGGAUUGCUUCUGGCAACCAAGUCGAUCUUAGCCCAUACACGCAAGCUGUACAUUUCACUACGUUACAAGAAGCACCAUCAUCAAGCCCUCUCGGGGUUCAAGUUCAACAGACAGACAACCCGGGAGAACUGUUCGUGUCUUGGAUACCGCCCACAAGGGAGACCCAUAACGGAGCACUGCAGGGAUAUCAUGUCAAAGCCGUGCCAAGGAUCAGUGGAGAAGCUGGUGGAAAUGAUUCUCAGACUAAAUUGGUGAAGGUAACAUCAAGGAAGGGAAAACAAGAGACGAUAUUGAGUGGUCUUCUAAAGAACACAAGGUAUGCAGUAUCAGUAAGCGCAUUCAAUUCUGCGGGAAACGGGCCAUUUUCUCUGCCCGUUUAUCAAACAACAAGAGAAGGAGCACCAGAGGAAGCUCCAUCAAGCGUGGAGUGUGUGGGAUCAUCUUCUUCAUCAGUGCGCGCGGCGUGGCGCCCGCUCGCCAACUCGCACUCCUUGUUGGGAUAUGUGAUGCAUUAUUGCACUGAUGAUGGUCCUUGGUUAAACGUUACGACGCCACACACAGAGUUGUAUCUUCAGGGCCUCCUCAAAUACACCAAUUAUACGAUAAAAGUCGCCGGUUUCUCUAACUAUGGCGUUGGACCUUUCUCCUACCCUGUGGUGUGCACUACAUUGCAGGAUGUUCCCGGGCCACCGGCAGCUAUAAAAGCAUUAAUAUCAUCUCCCACGUCCUUACUUGUGAGUUGGAAGAGGCCCGAUCAGCCUAAUGGAGAAAUCACUCACUAUACUGUUUAUGUCAAACCUGUUACCAGUACCAACGCUCCCCAAAGCUACCGAGUGGAACCAACACAAGAAUCGAACCUGUCACGUCAACUGACGUUCCCACUGUCCGGUCUGACCACGGGCAUGCAGUAUGAAGUGUUCGUUCGAGCUCACACCACCGCCGGAGAAGGUGCGCUCAGCAACAGGGUUCAUGUUGAACUUAACUCUAGAGUUGUAGCAGGCGUCGCUUCACUCGGUGGAGCAGUCUCAGUGGGAGUGGGGAGUUCUUUGCUGCUCGUGUGUCAGUGUGUGGGCUCGCCACCACCGCGCACCGUGUGGUACCACAAACACAACAUCAUCACACACCAUCCGCGAUUCACGAGGAAUCAUGACGACAGCUUGUUGAUUAACAACAUAGACCAAUCACUUAGUGGAAACUACACUUGUUUAGCCAAAAACUUGUACGGCUCGGAUUCGGUAUCAUAUGAAGUUUCAGUACUGCCCACGCCGGAACCGCCAGUAUUAAGGGUGACUUCACACAAGAACGCUUUGCAUUUGCUAUGGGACCAGCCCAGGAAAGUUGGAGGAAAAAAUCAAAAGAUCACCUACGAGCUAACGUGGAAAGAAGCAAACGGGAUGUGGCAAGACACGUGGUCGGACAAAGGCACAACUAUUCAGGGAGUACAAGAAUAUACACUAGAGGGUCUGAAAUGCGGUACAAAAUAUUCACUAAGGAUGACAGCAUCUAAUAGUGUUGGUUCGUCUCAGCCAGCGUAUGUUGAUGCCACUACUUUGGGCGGAGUUCCAAUAUCGCCAACGACAACGGAAUGGUUCUGGAGUAACUCAAGCCACAUCUACAUACAACUGAGCGGGUGGGAUGAGAACGGCUGUGAAAUUACGCGGUGGGAGGUUGAUUAUAGAGAGUAUGGAGGGAAAAUUUGGAGGCGAGCUGAAAAUAGACUGCCCCUACUUGACCAGUCGUGGAACCAUUACUCUCCAUCAAUCCUGAAUCAGCCGAACUCGUUCGUCAUAGCCGAGCUGGCGCCGGCGCAGUGGUACCAGAUACGCAUCGUCGCUGAGAACGCCGCGGGCAUAUCCACGUCGCUUUAUAUGUAUGCCACCACUACCAUACUUGGAGAAUCAAUCGGACCACCAUCCGACAACUUUGACAUAAACAUGCUAGUUAUAAUAUGCAGCUCAAUACUACUAUUAAUUUGCUUGGUUACAUGCAUGUACAUCCUAGUCAAGAGACACCACCACCAAAGACUAACGGAGUACAGAAACUCACUAACGGGCGAAUGUAAAUCGGAGCGAAGUAACGCAACGGUCAACACUCCGCAGAGCAUUCCCGCUGACGUCAACAACCGCGUCUACAGCACGCCCGUGCACCUCACUGCUGAUAAUAAACACGAGCUAUACGAAAUCAGUCCAUACGCACAGUUCGCGAUUGGUUUCCGCACAUUCGGCCACGUCGACAACCAGGAGGUUCCUACUCGGAUGCACCUCCCCGGAAAUAGCAAAGCUAGAUAUGAUAGCGAGACAAGUUUCCAAAUGAGAUCGGAAUCGGAGGAAAGCGAUUGCGUCUCAAGAACUACUACAUUGAAAAGUGCGCCAAGAAAAGCCUGUCGAGUGCCUCAUCACAGGUAGCCAUCGAACAGUAGGUAUAAAUAAAUAGAAGUGACAAGAAAACUAGUCAGAAAUUGAGUUAAAAGGUUGUGUUCAAUUUAUUACGAGAUACAUUAUAAUUAAAUACUAGUGUUAUAUUAUUAAAAUGUUAAGUACGUACCUAAGUAUUUUUUCAAAGACUAUGUUAAUUCUACGAACCCUUAUUAGGUAAUAGAACAUCUAUUAAUUUGCAAUAGCCAAAGAACAGAACCUUUUUAAAUCUAAAAUUUACCCUCUGGCAUGUUCCGGCUGUGUGAUGCCGUCGGCUUUACUUUUGUGAAAUCUGAGCUUCAUAUUAAAUAUCCCCGAACGAAGGAUAGUGUCAGUAAUUUUUUUUUUUUUUGUAUUAAGUAAAGCCUUUUAAAAAUAUUUUCGAUGUAGAUAUCGUCAAAUUAGACUUUGUCGAAAAAUAAUCCUAAUUACCUAAUGAUUUUAUAGUAUUAUUUACUAACUGCUCAUCAGGAAAUCUGCUGUAAGACUAUUUUUAAAUACGAAGUGUUUUUAAAACACGAUAGGUAUCACUAAAUUCACACUGCCGAUAUAUUUGAAAUAUGUCUUUUGUAUUGUUAAUUAAGUAAUUAUAAUAUUUUAUUGAAAAAUGUUUGUAAAAUAUUACGUGCACAAUUUUAUUGUAUUUAAGCUGAUUUUUUUCUAGUCUGAACAACAGUAUUAUUAAUACGAUCAAAGAAUAUGACGUACUUUUGUAUAAUAUUAUAAUAGAAGCGAUGGGAAUAUCUUUUAGAGGUAAUUUUGCUUCUAUAGAUACCUAAUAUUGUAGUGAAAAAUUAAUGUUUAUCUUCAAAAAGACUGAUUGUUUAACGUUUGUUUAUUAAUAAUGAUAAUUCAAACUUGUAAAUGUUCGAUUUACUAGAAAUAAAAUUUCGAAAAUAUAAAUGUUAGAACAUUGAA